Rhodamnia argentea is the source of this 767-nucleotide messenger RNA. RefSeq names its product histidine-containing phosphotransfer protein 1-like. Lineage: Eukaryota; Viridiplantae; Streptophyta; Magnoliopsida; Myrtales; Myrtaceae. Gene Ontology annotation, biological process: phosphorelay signal transduction system; cytokinin-activated signaling pathway; phosphorylation. The record is from RefSeq and is a predicted model, not a curated record. The transcript has 6 exons. Gene Ontology annotation, cellular component: cytoplasm; nucleus. The coding region runs from base 88 to 558 and encodes 156 amino acids. Gene Ontology annotation, molecular function: protein histidine kinase binding; histidine phosphotransfer kinase activity.
GGCUGCAGACAAAGGGGUCUGUCUGGUUUCGUUCUGUUUGAGUUCGUGUUUGUUUGGAGGGUGAGAAACAACAGAGCAGAGCAGAGCAUGGAUCCGCGUCUGAGGCAAAUGCAGAGGAGGUGGACUGAUUGCAGGAACUCCCUGUUUAGAGAGGGGAUACUGGAUGAUAUGUUCAUGGAGCUUCAGGAACUGCAAGAUGAGCGCAACCCAGAUUUUAUAGUGGAGACGGUGGCUCUUUUCUUCACUAAUUCUGAGAACCUGAUCCGUGAUCUCUACAGCGAACUAGCUCAGCAAAAUGUGGGCUUCAGAAGGGUGGAUGCUCGUAUUCACCAAUUGAAGGGCAGCAGUUCCAGCAUAGGAGCAAAGAGAGUAACGAACGCCUGCAUAGCCUUCCGAGACUUCUGUCGGGCGAGAAACCUUACUGAGUGCCUGCGAUGUCUGCAACAACUGAAAGAAGAACUCCUCCUUGUGAAGAGCAAGCUCGAAACUCUCUUCGAGCUGGAGAAUCAACUUGUGGCCGCUGGUGGGUCGAUCCCCAGGGUGCAACGAAGCUUUUGAUGGUGAUAGUGGGCAAUUGGACAUGUUUUGAAGAAAAAGAAGCAGCAUACAGAAGCUACUAUAAUAGUACAUAGGCUGAGCAACUAUGAAAUUACGUCAAUAUGGAAAUGGUAUUUACUAUUCAAUAAAACUUGGAUGAAAAUUACUCUGCGUUCAUUGAACUGUACAGAUCAUAAGAAUCCCAUAUCAUAUAACAUGACUUUGGCAUU